AGCAGGUGGGGCGCGGGAGGGGUGGGGGGAUCACAUGACAGCAUGGGCUGGCUCGGCGGCUGCUGCGCUGGGAGCUGCCGCUGCCUGAGCCGCUGCCCGCGCAGACCAUGAGAGGAGGCUGCGGGGAGCCGGGCUGCUGCCGGGGCGCCGCGAUCGCACUGAGCUGGAACUGCUAACGCGCCCGCGGCUGCUGCUGGGGGAGGACCAGCUCCCUCCUCCUCCUCCUCCGCAGCGCCACAGGGACCUGCCGACCCCGGGCAGCAGCAGCAGCCUCUCCAGCAGCAGCACCACGAGCAGCAGCAGCACCAUGGACCUUUCCUUCAUGGCUGCACAGAUUCCUGUUAUGGGAGGAGCUUUCAUGGACUCACCCAAUGAGGACUUUGGUACAGAAUACUCCUUGUUUAAUUCAUCGGCCAAUGUCCAUGCAGCUGCUUCAAUGCAGAACCAGCCAGAAGAGACAUCCCGCUCCUCAAACGAUGCCAUAUUGUUAUGGAUUGCGAUCAUAGCAACAAUUGGAAACAUUGUGGUUGUGGGAGUGGUGUACGCCUUCACAUUCUAAGAAGACAGGAGACUGGAAUACUGCAGGAGUGGAUGGCUACAAGCGUGUUUGUUGUGCGUGUUUGUGUAUAUAUACAUGUAUAGCUAUAUAAAUAUAUCUAGGUAGACACAUUUUGUUCAUUAAAAGCUGCCACAGUACUGGAAAUGAAGUGCAAGUUAUUAAACUUGAACUUCAGUAGCAAAGUUUGGAUGCAUUGGCAAAUUUUGUGGAGGCAAAAGCUUUAAUCAAGAACAGCCAAUACAUGUCAUAUAUAAAUUUGAUGUGAAAGGCCAAUGCCGAUAUGCAAAAUACAAAAUGAAAGUGGGAUUUAUGUAGAAAAUGCUUAUUUCCUAUUGGUUGGAUUUUCUAGUAGCUCUUCUGUUUUUCUUUUGUUCCUUUUGUUAAGUUUUUAAUCUGCUUUUGGGAUUGGUAUUUCUGUCACAACAUUAUAUGAAAAAUGCUCUGUAUCUUAUGCUCCAUGGAAAUCUAGUUAUCUAGAUAUGCAGAUGCAUUGGAUGGUCAGCAUUGGCUCAAUUGUAAGUAGCGGAUUUUCAGGAUUCUUGUGUAACUAAAAUGCACAUGAUCAGUUGGUAAUGUGUAAAGUGUAGAUAUUAUUAAUCUUAAAGCAGUGGCAUGUGGGUGGAUGCAUGGCUGGUUUAACUAGGACUCCCCUUCUAAAGACAGUGAGCAGAGAUGAUAAUCUGAGUGUUAGUACUGAAUCUGCUUGAUAUUUCCAGAACCUGUACUCCAGAGGAUGUGGAGUGAGUUUUAAAUGGGAGGGGCAAAAGCUCCAAUUUCCAUCAGACUAUUGACAGCCAGAAAUGAUAAUGAUUAUAGUUCAUUGGAUUGACCCCUUCUAGAAAAUGAAGUCUGUGGCUCUUUUUGGUUCAUUAUGCUGAAAUCCAAAUUUCCCACAAAAGCCAUGUGGUCAAAUAAGCUUUAUUUAUGAAUGAAAGAAAUGACUUAAAGUGCAGUAAUUCUGCAGCCUAAUUAACUGCCAAUGAUUCAUCUAUGGGGAUAAAUGAAUCACAAGGUUUACCAGGUAGCCCUACUGUGCACAUACAUAACCUCCCAUGGUGAAUUGGGUACAUGAAUUACAUACAGUGGUGGGAUAUACGGAGCAUUGGAGGGAAGUAGCUUAAGGGAAGUUGCUGAUAGACCUUGACAAAUGUUUACAUUUAGGCACUAAUAUGUUUCUGUGGCCUGCUAACGAGGGGGGAAAUGUAAAAUCAUUUGUGGUAGCAAUUUUAUACAAAUAUUUGUAUUCAGUGUUCUAUUAUUGGGUAAUGUCUUUGUUGUAUUAAUCUUGUGAACAAUGAUUUUUAAGGGCUGUAUCCAUCCAAAAUAAUCUGUAGCCUUCCUUGCCAAAGGAAGGAUAUAUAUCCAUCUUCAGCCAAAGCUCAUCUGAGCUGUAAAAGUCUGCCCCAUUUCUCCUUCUCUUUUAAAAAAGGUGAUGGAUGUGAGCAUAGAGAAAUGGCAGCAGAUAAAUACUUUACACAAAACCUCUGUGUAUUGGAUAGUUCUCCCUCUACUCUUGUCCCCUACAUCUAUUACCCUGAUUCCAGAAGGCCCUGUCUGCAGGCAAGGUGGCUAUUUUUGACACUUCUCUGUCACUCAGCUCAAGGCUGGAAUAAGAGCUGGCAAACGGAUGGAGAGGUUUUGCUUUGAUUUUUCUCUCUAAACCAAUUUUCCUGCAGGGUUAGUGGAUAGUCACACAAUCCAGAGCAAUAUGUCCUAAAUGAGCAUUUCAGCUUUUGCAUUUAUUUAUUGUUAGUCAAGUGCUGGCCUGUAAAGCUGCCCCGGUUCUUUUGCAGCUGGCUCACUGUCAGUCAACUGCAAAGAUCCUUGAUCCAUGAAAUCACAGGAGAGGAUUCCCAAGGCCCUUUUCUAGGAGCCAUACCGUACUCUGUAUGGCUACCACUUCAGGAGGGAAGUGCAGUACCAUUCCACACCACUGAACCUCUGAAACCAGACUCCUGGUUAAACUGUAUGGAUGAUCAGUCACGGAGUAUCUGUGACAGGCACCUGUGAAGCUGGUAUUUUAGAUGAUUGGCAUCCUACUAUGUCUACUCUCUCCUUUAUAGACAGAGGAUUUAGCAUCUAUUAAUGCUCAUGUAAGAGAAUAAGCCAUUAAGUGCCAAAUCCUGUAGCCCAAGUAAAGCCCUGAAUGCAGUGAAAUUAGUGUGGCAGGGUGCAGAAGGGCCUCUACAGUAGACUCAAAGAGGAGGCAUUUGGGGGUAGGAUGAGUUAUGUCAGCAGUGCAUUUGUAGUCCCCUCUCCCCGCCCCCAUGUACAUGUGUAUGUAGUGGAAGAGCACAGCCCUCCAUGGAGCAGCCUGGUGAAGGAGACUUCAACCUCUCACCCCAUCACCAAUAGCAAUUGUCAAAUGAAGUCCUUAGUGCAAGGCCCGUCUAAUCAGGCUUUGGGCAGGGGAAAAGAUUUGGUCCUAAGUGUGUGUGUGCCUCCUCGGCUUUCCGUUUUAAGAUGCUCAUGUAUGGUAGAAUAGUUUAAUGUCAUGCCCUCAGCUAUUUCAGGUGUGUCACUAGCAUCAUAAUUCCAUCAAUUAGUUAUUAAUAGGAUUUUUCGGUGCCUCAAAAAGGCUUUGUAGUGAUGCUACCUCAUGCAGUAAAACUAUUUUUGCAUGGUUAAUAGUAAAGCAUUUUCAUGCUAAUUAAAACCAGUUAGACAACGUUGUAUUUAUCUAAUGGGAAUCUUUUGCUGCUCAGUGAAUUUGCCAGUAGACUGCUUUGCUUCAACUUUUUAGGAUUUUAAUCUAAAUGCAAUUAGCAAAGUUUAUCUUUAAUCUCCCAAAGUAUUGGACCAAAUUGAAAAGGUACAGUCAACCAUGAAAAAAAUACUUAAGAAUGAGUUGUUUUAAAAUGAGAGAUACUGCCAUGUUGUCUUGUGCAAAGAAGUGCCCUACUUUCAUAUGAAGUCAACAGGAAUUUCAGGAAAGAUUGGAACGAACCAGUUCUCCCCCUCUCCUCUCUCUCUCUAUAUUUUUCAUCAUCAGAGUUGACUUGCCAGGAGGGGCCUGAUGUAACUUAAUGUAACUGAUUUAAGAGGGGACAUUUAAAGUAGGGUAUCUAAGGAAAAUAUUCGCUCUUGCCACAUCUCACACUUGAAAAGAUUGUAAAUGUGUGGUUAGCACUGUGAAUUCAGGAGAUUUCCACAAAAUAAAGGCAGGUGCGAUGGGAACUUUAUGAUUAAAAAUAGCCUUCUCCAGGGAUAUAUAUGGACUAUUGAAUGAAAAGUCUGGGCAGUGUGUUGUCAAGCAUAUUAGGCUUGCACUGAGGUGGAAUCUCAUCAAACUAGGUGGAUAUGCAGCUCCAGAACCAGAUAUUAGCUGUCUAGGUAUUUGUAACAGGAUCUCAAUGUGGUAGCUGAAUCUAAGAUCCAGAUAUGGAUUGGAACUUCAGCGCUUGGCCCUCUUUCUGUAUUGGGCCAAACCAGAAGGCGGAAUCCAAAUACCUCCACGUAUUGGGGAAUUUCCGAUUUGGAUCCAAUUCUGCAUCCAAACAUUACAAAAUGGACCCAACUUCCAAUCCUAACUGGUGAAAGCAGCAGUUCUGGGAGAAUAAGUAGGGCCACGGCAGAUGCUUCUGCCUCAGGAACUCUGUUAGGAUCCUUGUACUUUUGACUGCAUUUUAGUGCUCUUCUUAAGCAGGUGUAUGCUAUGCCCUGACCUGCUCCAGCUAGCACUUACUGCUGACUGCACCAUGGCCACUAGCCACCUGUGGACUGUGUAGCCCCCUCUUCCAACAGCCCUCACUCUCUUUGGGAUGUGGUAUGAGCUUCGGCAUGUCAAUCAGGAAUUUCUGCCUGUGCAUUUGUGCAUGCUGGGGAGCUAUUCUACGUGGCUAUUUGGCAGGGGAGGAGGAGCCCCUCUGCACUUCUCCCUUGGCCCCCUUGCACACCAAAGCAGGAGUCAGCUCAAAGAUUAGUUCAGGUCAGUAUUAAAAUAGAGGCACAUAACACAAGCAAAUGACAAUGAGAUACUCAGUGAUAUGCAGAGUGUGUUCAUAGUUGCAUUAGGCCUUUGUAGUGGAGAAGGCAGAAUACCUUCUAAAUCUAGCAUAAGACCCCUAGCUGUAUAAAUGCCACACCUUGCAAAUGCAUGUAGUAACAAUAUCUGUCCUGUUCAAGGUUGUUAAUGUACCUCAAGCUGAUGUGCUGUGGGGAGCAAGGAGAUGGGCUGGGUGAUCUUCCGUAACUUCUAGAGCACUGUCUCUCAACCUUUCCAGACAACUGUACCCCUUUGUGGAGUCUGAUUUGUCUUGAGUACCCACAAGUUGCACCUCACUUAAAAACGACUUGCUUACAAAAUCAGAGAUAAAAAUACAAAAGUGUCAGAGCACACUAUUACUGAAAAAUGGCUUCCUUUCUUAUUUUUACCAUAUAAUUAUAAAAUAAAUCAAUUGGAAUAUAAAUAUUGUACUUACAUUUCAGUAUAUAGUAUAUAGAGCAGUAUAAAGAAGUCAUUGUCUGAAAUUGUAGUUUGUACUGACUUUGCUAGUGCUUUUUAUGUAGUCUGUUGUAAAACUAGGCAAAUAUCUAGAUGAGGUGAUAUUCCCUGUAGAAGACCUCUAUGUACCCUGGUUGAGAAUCACUGUUCUAGGGCUCUAUGCUCAUGUAUCUCACUAUUUUAAGAAUGAUUUGACCAUGAGCAGCCACCAUCCCAACUGAGCAGCCCUGUUGGCAUUUUAGCAAAGAGACAAAGGAUUGAACAGGUAUGGAGACUGCUGGUUCCUCCAGGUCAGGAAGGAGGCAUGUUAGUAGGGAGAGGUGAGCGGGGAAGCUUACCGAGCUGCCCCUGCUGUCCUUGUUCUCUUUGGCCUCCAUCACUAUUAAUCCAGUACAUGCCCCCAGCACUAACAUUCCUUUACCACAAAAUGAGAGAGGCGGAAAACAUGCCUGUUUCCCAGCAAAUGUGGUUUGAAAUCAAUCAUUUCCCUUUGUUAACAACAACUAACAACAAGCAAAAUGGAGGAAAGAGAUGGCUCGUGUGUUUCAAGCAAUAUAGAUCACCAUUUAACAGCGCUCUUGUCAGACGCUGAGCCCCCUCAACUCUUCCCGACUUCAGUGAGAGCUGGGGGCACUCAGCAUCUUGCAGGAGUGCUCAGCACCAUUCAAGAAUGAGAUGAGAGAGGAUGCAAGCUAGACAAACAUCUGCUUCAGAUACACCCAUAUCGAGCCAACUGGAAGCUUUACUACGGUGGGUGAGUCCAAUCCAAAUACAGCCACAGUCUUUGUUCAGUGAGCCAUUAUAUAUUUUCUCUAUUAUUGAAAGCCUCCUGUUUAAUAUCCUGCCAUUAUUCAAUUCUUAAUAUCCUCUUUGCAUUUUCCUGCAGGGAGCUAGUAACUAUUAAUUUAACACAGCUCUGCUUUUCACACCAUGUCCCUGCAAAGUAUAAUUUUACUGAGUUUUCUGUGGUUAAUCACAGAAGUAGAUCUGGAAAAUGACAUUUUGUUAAAAAAAUAUGAUUUUUGUUAAUAAAAAGAAUUGGCCAAAAUCAAAACCGCAGUUGGAAACACUUCUGAGCUUUGGAGUUUCGAUAUCUGGAACUGACUUUCAUCUCACUAAUGCUAGGGAAGAUGAAGGGCAUCCCGUGUUUCACCUAAUGGUAUAAAGUCCCAUGCAGAAUUCAGAGCUCCGUUAACUAGCAUUCUGUUCCUAUGCUCCCAAUUCAGUUACUCUGAUCUCUGUUCACACAAGAGCUGGACAUCCCAUGGGGACAUAGUGUACAGCAGCUCCUCCCUAUUUCUGUUGUUGAGACUCCUGAGGGAAGCAUUUGUAUUUACCCUGCUAGCACUAGCAACUGUGGCCAGGGAUCAAGACUAGUGUGAAAUAUCGGGACAGGGGGUGGGAGGGUAAUAGGAACCCAUAUAAAAAAAAGCCCCAAAUAUCGGGACUGUCCCUAUAAAAUUGGGACAUCUGGUCACCCUAAUCAAGACUGAGCUAUGUGUACCUUGAUUUGUCACCACAAGAAAAGCAUAGGAGAAUUUAUGCAGGGCGUGGAAGAUGAGGGGUUGUCCCACCUUAGCUCCAGCCUUGGGCAUGUCCUACACAGGUUGGAGCUUCCUGGGGCCUGCUUUAAACUAUGCCAGCUUUCAUGGUCCCCUAGCUGGGCAUUGCUGGAGUACAUUGAGCUCCUCAUGCCCACCUCUCUCAUCCCACUCUGCCUCUGACAUAGCCCCUGCACCAAAGGCUGCAGGAUAAGGUGGUGUAGGAGGCAACCACGCUGAUUCUGUGUUGACUGAGGAUUCCCACACACAUCAGGAAUCCCCAGCAGAUAGUCUCUGCUCUCUUUGCGCUGCCUGAAAGUCACAAAGCGGGUAGAGUGAGGCCAAGAAUCUACCCUUCCAUAUCAAGAGUGAUACGUGCCUUCACAGAAUGAAGUGGGUGACAUUUUUAUGUGGUCCUAGCCUAUUCCAGAGUAUUCAGACUGAUUCAAUAUGGUUUGGCCUGUGACAACAGGUAGGUUAUUUUAAGGGUGUCAAUUAUCCUAGUCAAUUUUGUGAUGGGUUGUGUGUGCCUGUCAUGUCUGCAUUGGCUAAAAGAAGCCAAAACAAACCUGACAGGCUUACACAAUAGAUAAGUGAUUUGACUAGCACAAUUGAACCUGCAGGCUAUGGUUUUUUAGGCCUAUCUAUUACAUCAGAGCUACUUGUUGCUGAAUAUUCAGUGGAAGGGAAGAAAACAUUUACUUCUGAAUGGCUUGGCGUUUAGGCCCCUUUAAACUGAUGUUUUUUUCCUCUUUUGUUAAUUCUUUUUCUCCUGAUCUUGCUACUGCAGUCAGUCAUUUUGGGAACUAUCAUAACACUUAGCCAGGAAGACUCCCCUAAAUUAUAAAACUGCUUGUGACAGAAAAGCCUUUGAGCACACUAGGUCUCUGUAGCAUACUGCAGGGUCCAGCCCCCAAGACAGGUUCACCUUGAGGUUCAUGGACAUGUUCAAGAUGUUACCAAGGCAACUAGCCCUUUAGCAUGAGCACAACCUUGUUAUCUCAUCAUCUGAAAGUCUUAACAAAGUUGGAAAAUCCCCAAAGGCCCCCUUUGUUAGAUCUGUUCUGUACUUCCUAUGCCAGGCGGUGUGGCUGGCGGGGUAGGGGAUGGAGGCCUUCAGGUACAGAAACAGCAAAAGAGGCCUCCCAAUUUUGGAGAAAUGUUUGAGGGACGAUUUAUUAUGUAAAGCCCUAUGUUGUAUAUAAAGAGAUAUAGACAACAAUAGAAAACUAUAUAACAGACAGAUCUCUCAUCCAUAAAUAGUUAAUGAGGAAGCAUUAUUUGCAUAAUGCUAACACCCCCAGCUGUUCUAUAGAACUUUACAGUGGUAGCUCUCAAAGUGCUUUAUAAGGGAGGUCAGGAUCCUUAUUCUCAUUUUACAGAGGAGGUAACUGAAUCUCUGAGAGCUGAAGCAAUUUGCCCAACAUCAUCCAGCAGGCCAGUGGAAAAGCCUGGGCUAGAACUGAGGUCUCACAAUUCCCUGUCUAGGACACAAUCCUUUAGGCCAUACUGUCUCCCUUGACUGUUUUAUUUCAAAUGCACCUUCCUCUAAAGUAACUGGCUACAACAAAUCAAACACAACAUGACACAAUUCCUUUAUUUUGUUAUCUUCCCCCAUUGGCACUUUUUAAAAUCUCCCUUAGGGGCACGUGAGUUAAUUCCCAAUCAACCCAUCAAGGAACCAGAUUAGGAACCAGAAAUAGUCUUCAUCCCUUCUCUCAAUUUUGCAGACAUUCCAAAUACUGCUAGAGAAAGUCCAGGAGAGCAAGUGCAUCUUCCCUUCCCAUAGGUAAGUGUUAGUUACCAAGGGCCAUACAAAACUACCCAAUAUUUCUGCAAGCCAGGCAAUACUUUGGGGGGCCUCUGAGUCAUGGCCCCACUAUGUUGCGAUUCCCUCUGAGACCUCUUUCCACUCAGCUUCCCAAGAACUUAGUUCAACUCCAAACUUUGUCAUUCAGGUAUCUCUAUGUGGCACAGCAAUACUGUGCUGAGUUGAUCAAACUCAAACACCAGGGGUGGAUGCAGGGUACAUCACUGAUCUAAAGUUACAGAGAAACCCUCUCCCUUUACAUACAUUUACACUUCUCAUUGCAUUUACUGUACAUUGCAUCAUGCAUUUUUAUAUUGGCUUGGUUAUUGUGUCGGAACCAUCCCUGGACAGCAUGCUCUGUUCAUGCCUUGUCCAUGCUCAACCUUCUCUUUACCGCAUCUUCACAUUCCUGACUUAUCUUGUUCAUAGUAAAUGAUUCCUUGGGUAUUCCCCUUGUUAUCUGAGCUAGUCAGACAUUCUCUCUUAGCCUACUGACACAUUUAUUUAUCUUAGUUACUACAAAUAUUCCAUCUUUAGUCUGCUGAUCAAUUUCCCUCUCUAAUCCUGUCUUCCAAAAAAUGAGGCUUCCCCCAUAUUUAAUUACUUAUGUCAAGCCAGGCUUACAUUCCUACACCUUCUCAUUUAUAGCAUCUAUGCUCAUCAAUAUUUGUGCAGCUUAAACAUGCCUGCUGCCUGAGUCAAUAGACGCUCAGCCUUUAUCAGCAAGCUGGCACCCACAAGUGCAAGCUCCUACCUAGCCAGCUUUUAGUAAACAGCCUCCUUUUAACCUCAAAACCCAGUCCUCAUGUAAUUCUACAGCUGGAACUAGGGUAUUAUGAUUACUAAUAGAAAACGGAGUGGGAGGAGGAGAAAAGGAGGCUGAUGGUGUAGCACUAAGAGCCGCAUCCCAGAAAGUGGAAAAAUCGUAUGAAUACCGACAUUGUUGUUGUUAUUAUUUGUUUGUUUCUGGUAGCAUUAACAAUGUGUUAGGCACUGUACAUACACACAAAAAAGACACAGCCACUAAUUCAAAGAGCUUCCCAUCAAGAAAUUCAGUUUAAAGGGUUCUGAGGAUAAAAUUCGUGAUGAAGUAAGAGUUUGUCUAAGAAUAAUGCAUGGCUGUGUUGAUGUCAAUGGCUAAACUCCCAUUGGCUUCCAUGGGGCUAGAAUUUUACCCAAUGUGAAAUCAUACUCCUCAGUGUAUCUGUGGUCAGAGCAGGUGUUUGGAGCUCACAUGUCAGGGUAUUUGUGGCCCAUCUUAUCUCCAAUAAGUACCAGAACUCUAGCAGCCAGGAUUAAAUGUUUUUGGAUGUUGAAUACUGAUCAAUAUAAUAUUGUUGAAUAUUGACCAAUAUCAUACUGGAUUUAAAUAUUCUAGCAUGCACUGGAAAUGCAGGUUUUCACAGCUAAUGUAAUGUUGGACUUAUACAGUAAUUUGCUACAGUUUAUAGCAAUUUUUUCUUGAUAUGGAGAGAAUCCUUUCUGUUAAAGGUUGGGGUAAUAUUGUGUAUCGAAAAACUGAUCCAAUCUUGCUUCUAUGGAGUAGGAGAAUCCAGAUCCCCAAGAAUAUGGAGACUUUCUCCCAAAGUUUAAUACCCUGUCAUCUUGACUUUUUUUCCAGGUGUCUGGCAAAGUGAUAUUUUAAAAAACAUAUGGGAAAGCUACUGAAUAGACUGUUCAUGCUUUAUUGUGUUUCAUUGUGCUGUAAUCAGCACGGGUAGCACAAAUAGAUCAGACAGAUUCUAUGGGACCCUUUUCCAUAAUAGAGACAAAGUUGCAGGACUGACCUUACACCAGUAUACGGCAUUACGAUAAAACCAUCAUCAUGGAUUUAAACUGCACCGUGCACUCAUAUCCAAUAAAACAAUCAUGUCAGUCUCUUUGGGUGACUUUUCAAUACACACACUUUUUGUGAUGAUGUGAAAUCAGACACAUCUUUGUAUGUCAUCAUUUGGUAUGUGGACCUGUCCCUAAAUAUUCCCUAUGGUUCCAUUUUACAGUGUGUUUAAUUUUGCCUCUUCCAGAAAUAAUGAUGGGCCAGUUUUGAUACAGGUAUUGCUAUCUAGGAACUCUUUUCCUCUUGGCUGUUCUUCAUGUUGACAUGGGGGCAGGAUUGAGGCCAGAAAAGGCUAAUGUAUCAUUCAGUUAAAGAAAAAUAACCUGAAUCGAAAUACUUCUGGAGUCCUAGUAUUAUAAUUUAUUUUCUGUAUUAAUGUGCCUCAGAGCCGUAAUCAUGAACCAACCCCUCGUUGUGCUAGAAGUUCUGCAAACACAGAACAAAAAGAUGAUUCCUGACCUUAGCGGCUCCUAAGCCACAGAUAUUUAAAACCCGGGGAUCUCUUUUGCUCUCAGGUGUUCAUUGAAGCAGAUGUAUGAACAUUCCUAAAGGCCACCCACCUGCUUCAACAUGUGGGGGAACAUAAUGGGCCCAGAAGCGAAGAGGGACAGCCCCAGCAACAAGGGAGGGAGACACUCACAGAGGGACAGAUGGUAGCUCCUCCCUCACCUUGGAGUCUCUGGGGCCCUUUGUGGGAGUCAGGCAUUGAUUGGGCCAUUCAGAGAUUUAACCUGGAGCCUGGUCCAUGUGGAACCUCUUUUGGUUCCAUUCCAGCAGAUGAUAUGUGAUCAUUCCUAAAUCAACUUCUGAGCAAAGACCAUGGAUGUGGGAACUUGCUUGGAACUUUUCUGAUAGAACUGAAAAAAAGUUUAAUAGCGAGGCAGUGAAAAACCCCUAAAACACCUUCAAACACAAACUGAUCCUGCUGCCACUGGAAUCAGACAGCUAAACUAUAUGCGUAAUUUUACUCCCACGAGUAGUCUCUUCGAUGUCAAUGGGCUUACUCAUAUGAAUUAAAUUAAACUGCAGGAUCAAAGCCUAAAAUUCAUACUGGGUUAUUAGGCUCCUCCCUUCACAAGAAUGCCUACAGCCCCAGUGCUGCAAGCGGGUCCAUGCAGACAGAACCUUGCCCUCUUGUGGAGCCCCCAUUGGCUUGACUAAGGUUCCUUGCUGAUAAAAUGGGUCUGCCUAUGCAGAACAGCUUGCAGGACUGGGGACUUAAAUCUCUUUUAUAUCUCUAAAAUCUUUGUUAUUUAAAAAGAAAUCAGAUCAAUGUAUUUUUUAAAUGAAUGGGUAAUAGAAAAUCUGAGAAUUUUGAUAGAUGGGGCAGAGGGGUGUAUAAUAUAGCAAAUUUGUAACUUGCCUUCUCCUUCCAUUUCGCUGCUUGCUUGAAGAGCAUCUGAACUUAAUCAAGUGAAGACUUGCUUCAAUUCUGAAGUUGACAAGCCCUUAAUUGGGUGCAAAAUCUCAAAAGAGUUUGUAGGUGAUGUAAAUAAGUCAAAGAGGUAGCUUUGUUACCUAACUUGCAAUGUAUUUAUUUUUUUCAAAUUUGGUUAGCUUUUCAUUUCAAUUACCACUUGCAGAAUUUUUGCAAAAAUUCAAACUAAUUCCAUUGAUGCUGUCCAAACUUCACCCAAACUCUCACUGUUUUAGGAAGCUAACCCUUCCUUUUAAUCUUAUUUAAGUCACCGGCUUUCACAAGAGUCCUUCGGUAUUUAGUACCAUUUUUAUUAAGUAUCUUUGACAAUAUAACGCUCAUGUUCUUUCUCUCUGAUACUUCUUUCUCUGCUUGGUUUGCUUUGAAGGGGCUUCACUGUACUGUUUUAUAUUGUAUGGGUUGGUUUACAGAAACUUUAUUCUUGUAAUGAAUUGUUCUUGAAAUGUGGAUUUAUCUGUACAGAUAAAAAGUUUGAAAACUGUUGUGUGUCUAAUUGGAUUUUUCAUAAUUUAUUGUAAUCCUUACUGGUAUAGUAAACAGAAAAAUGUUCCUUUAAGCUUCUGCUACAUUCAUUUUCUAAUUAUUUAACUGGCUUCACUAUGUAUUUACUUAUUACUUGUUUACUCUUUUUACUAUGAUGAGAAUAACAAAAUUUGUUAAUGUAAGAUUAAAUUUGUGCUUUUUCUUGAUAAAGUUCUUGAAAUUGA
Malaclemys terrapin pileata is the source of this 12336-nucleotide messenger RNA. It is a transcript of the gene C4H14orf132, whose product is annotated as chromosome 4 C14orf132 homolog. Bases 308 to 559 code for a protein of 83 amino acids. NCBI's taxonomy places the organism in Eukaryota, Metazoa, Chordata, Testudines, Emydidae. The record is from RefSeq and is a predicted model, not a curated record. The transcript has 2 exons.